Molecule: messenger RNA, 2145 nt
Organism: Paramecium tetraurelia
Lineage: Eukaryota; Ciliophora; Oligohymenophorea; Peniculida; Parameciidae
Exons: 7
Source: RefSeq, a predicted model, not a curated record
AUGAUUCUAAUCUUCCAUGUGAUCACUUGCUAUCAAUAUGGAUUAUUCAACCAAUAUCAUGAACACUUUGGCUCUUACUUAUCCUCUCUUAAUAUGAUUGUAUCAAUCUAUGCUUUCAAUUCCAACUAUGUACCUGAUGAAUAGGAGGAAUUGCUAUUCAAUUGUUUAGUCAAUUUUAGUGCCAUCAUUAUUUUUGCUUACUUUUUAACCCAAUUUAUGUAUUUAUUCAAGAGCAAUAGAAUAUCUGAACAACUCAGUGAGUUUUUAGCAAUAAAUAAAUUAGAUUCCAAUUUGAAAUUCAAAAUUACUAACCAUAUCUUUAAUCAACCAAAAUUCUAUCACAAUUAAUUUAUAUCCAAAUUGUCAGGUUAACUGCUUCAAGAAUUCAAUCACAUUCAGAGAUCCUAAUUACUUACUAAAUAUUUUAAAUUCUAUAAUCAACAUACAAUAAACACACUCAUCAAUUAUUGCGAAGACAUGAUAUGCUAGCCUAACUAAGUCAUAGUGACUGAAUCAGAACACGAUGAUUGUUCUUUGUACUUCAUCUUGGAAGGCAAUUUUAAAGUAGUCAAUAAGAUGGGAGUUUAAUUAUAAAUAUUGGGAUCAACCCAAACUUUUGGUGAAAUUUCUUUUUACACUCAAUUGCCCAGAUCUGCAACGGUAAUAAGUGAAGGUGUAUGCAGAUUGCUAAGAAUCAGAAGGGAAGUCUUCCUUAAAUUGCUAACAUUUAGUGACAAACAAUACUUCUAUAAUCUUAAAGAUCGCAUAUUGAUUCACAAGGACAUGCCUUGUUUAUGUUUCUGUUGCCAACAAAGUGAUCAUCUAGUGACUAAGUGUCCUUUAUUGACCUAUAGACCAGACAAGGAAAAAGUGAUAAAGACCUACAUCUACCCUAUUAAAAACCUCAGGAAAAAAUUUGAUAGAAAGAUAAACAGAGAAAUUAAGGCUUAUGAUUUCUUGAAAGAUGCCGAGGCUAAUCAGGAUUAUUUGUUGUAGUUGUAUUCGGAUAACCAUUUUCAAUCCUCCAAUCAGUUUAGUUAAUCCAAUCUACCAUAUGAUGAUGUAUAUAUUAAAGAUUCCUAUGCUUCUGCAUAGAGUUUUAGUAGAGUAAGCAGAGAGAAAUCGUUGUUGAAGAGCACCUCGUUACUAAAGGAGAAAUCUAUCUAUGAAUAACAACAGUCUUUGAUAAAUGACGUCUUUUUGGAAACUGCAGACAAUCAGUAUAUUGUACAUUAAGGAGAGUUGGACGAUGAUAAGUUUGUCAGUUUGGUGAGAAAGGAUUAAUAAAAGAAUACCUUUGCCACUGCUGGCUUUGGCAAUCUGGGACAGCAAUCAAUUAAGGAUCAAAAAUCAUUGAAUGUCAUUAUCGAGAAUGAGAGUUCAGAAAACUCUCCUUCCUUAGAGAAUGUGUUAGAAUAAGGCAAUUAACCCCAAAGAAACAAAGAUCCUAAGUUGACCUUCAAUUACAAUUUUGAUAAUCAGAUGAGUGAAUUACAGAAUAAGUACUAAUAGUAUUAGAGGAAUGUUUCAGAAUCUAUUAAUAAUUCUGUUCUUAGACAAGAAAAUAGACAAACCUCCAUCAGAUAGAACUCUUCUAGAUCCCAAACUUAUAGUCCUCUUACUUCCAACAACAUUACUGCUAAUUCAUAUCGCUCACAAAUCAAAUAAAAUGAAAACACUCAGACUCCUUCAGGAAAACCGAGGAGAUCCUCCAAUUCCAAUUACACUGUCAGAUCCAUCUCCGGAAUCAAUAGGCAAUAUACUGAUAGUCCAGAGCUACAAAGCAGAAAAGGAACCAAUAGGAAAAAAUCAACCAGAACUGGAACCAAGGUAUCCGUUGCACCUUCUCAAUUCUAACCUUUUAGUGGAUUUGAUAAUCCUGUCAUAACUGUGUUUGGGGACGACGACUUUGAGAAACUAUACUUAUUUGAAGUAUAUCUACCUUACAACAAUUAUGAUAUUGUCAUUUACAAGUUUAAUCAGUACAACAAACAAAAUAGAUUAAAGAAACUAUCGAAAUACUUUUUAUCCUUUAAAUUAGCAGUAUAAAUCUAGAGAUUGAAAGCAAAGUAAUAGUAUAUAAAUUACGAAUUAGACAAAUUAAAUAAUGAUGUUGAUGAUGAUGAUAUAUUUAUUAUGUAUUGA